This is a messenger RNA of Lasiodiplodia theobromae, 1113 nucleotides long. Its product is annotated as Rgs domain protein. Gene Ontology annotation, biological process: intracellular protein localization. Lineage: Eukaryota; Fungi; Ascomycota; Dothideomycetes; Botryosphaeriales; Botryosphaeriaceae. Gene Ontology annotation, cellular component: plasma membrane. The transcript is spliced from 3 exons. Bases 1 to 1113 code for a protein of 370 amino acids. The record is from RefSeq and is a predicted model, not a curated record.
AUGACGACGCCUUCAAGUUCGCCGGCCCCCGAGGUCCACCGUGACCGCCUGCCCACCCUCUACGAGGUGCUGAGUCGCCGGACCUCCGCUCCCGUCGAUCUCUUCUUCUUCUACAUCUACAUGCGCGACCAGCAGCGCUCGGUCGAUUACCUGGAUUUCUGGCUCGAUGUUUCUCAACACAUGGCCCUCUGCCGCCACUAUGUGCGUGAACUGCGUCGGACCAACCUGUUCGGCACCCCGGAGCUCGAAAAGGCCGGCAGCAAAAGAUCUUCGGCCGUCCUGGACAAUGUUGCCGAAGCUGGACCAUCCAACGAGAAGACCACGCCCGAGCAGCGCCUCUCGGCCUUUCUGCGUGAGAACGACACUGCCAGGCACCACUCGCCCCAGAACAGUGUCGGCACCACCGAUUCCGCCCGCUCAAACAACGAGCCCCCGCGCCCCAGCUUCAUGGCAGGUUCCACGGCUAGCGGCUCUCCCAUGCAGGACUCUUCGGGCAAUCAGCAAUCCACCCCCGAGCAGCACACCGUCACCCGUAACGACAUCCGCGCCUCCGCCGAGAAGAUCUUGUACACCUACCUUCUCCCCGGUUCCGAGCGCGAGAUCAUCCUUCCGCAGAGCAUUCUGGACAGGAUUACCCACGACAUCGAAGUCGAGAACCGUGAUGAUCCUGAAGUCUUUGACACGGCCAAGGACUACGUUUUCCAGGCCAUGGAACGCGAUGCUUUCCCUGGUUUCCUGCGUUGCAAGGCCUUCGGCAACCUGGUACCUCCGAGCAUGAUGGUCCGCAUGAUCAUCGGUCUGUUGGCCAUGUUUGGUGGAUUCUGGGCCGCCUUCACUCUCAUUUUCCUGGACCAUUCGAGAGGCAACCGUUGCUGGCUCAUCCUCCCCUUCACCAUUGGCGUCUACAUGCUCGCAUCACACCAGUACAUGCUCGACCCCUUGCUCGUAUUCGCCGGCCGCAGCGAGACGACGUUCGGCAACUUCGGCAAGAUCCGCGAGCCUUUCGUAAAGAAGCUGCUCAUCAAACGCGCCAUCAUGGUCCUCCUUGUCAUCGCCUUCGCCGACGCCGCCCUGUGCCUGCUGUUCAUCCUCGUCCCCGGCAGGCGCCUAUGA